Messenger RNA from Thamnophis sirtalis, 2119 nucleotides. The record is from RefSeq and is a predicted model, not a curated record. Lineage: Eukaryota; Metazoa; Chordata; Lepidosauria; Squamata; Natricidae.
GACCAGGGCAGGCUUCGGGUUGCUCGAGGGCCGGCAGCCACUUUGGGGGCCUGGCGGCAAUCGGGGGUUGUUCUGGAACUAUGGCUUCCUCCCCCUCGUCUUUUCUUUGUGUUCUGGAUCCCUGACCCCAGCAGCCCCGAGUGAAGUGAUUCAGCAGCUUGGCUCAUUUCCUUCGCGGCUCCGAAGGCAGAAAGGGGCUGAGCUUGGGCUGUGUGUGUAUGUGUGUAAGUGUUUGCGUGUGAACACACCAGCAUGGGCCGGAGAUCGGGAACCCUGGGCUGCCCUGACUGACCCCUGAGGACUCUAGUGUCCCAAGUCAGCUGGGACUGGGAAAGCCCCAAGCUGAAGUUUCCUGUUUGAUUUGGGGAGGAAGCCUCCUUGUCUUUGCUCAGCUGGGACCUGCCAUGUCCGGAGGGAUGAAGUUUAAUGGGUACAUGAAGGUGCGCAUUGGGGAGGCUGUGGGGCUCCAGCCCACCCGCUGGUCACUCCGGCAUUCCCUGUUCAAAAAGGGAUACCAACUCCUGGACCCCUACAUCACAGUGAGUGUGGACCAAGUACGGGUGGGACAAACCAGCACCAAGCAGAAGACCAACAGACCUACUUACAAUGAGGAGUUUUCUGCCCCUGUCAACGAUGGGCGCCAGCUGGAGCUGGCAGUCUUCCAUGGCACCCCUAUUGGCUACGAUGACUUUGUGGCUAAUUGCACGGUGCCCUUUCACGAUCUGCUUCAUGGCACAGGGUCUUCUGACAGCUUUGAAGGAUGGGUGGACCUGGAACCUGAAGGGAAAGUAUUUAUAGCAAUAACCCUCUCAGGCAACUUCACUGAAGGAACACUCCAGAGGGACAGAAUCUUUAAAAACUUCACACGGAAACGCCAACGGGCCAUGCGCAGGAGAGUUCACCAAGUCAACGGACACAAGUUUAUGGCAACUUACUUGCGGCAACCAACGUACUGCUCACACUGCCGGGAAUUUAUCUGGGGAGUAUUUGGAAAGCAGGGAUACCAGUGCCAAGGUACAGUGCUGAGAAAAUUUGGGGUGCUGCCUUGCAAAAAGCAACUCAUGACAAUUGAAUCUUUACAGAAGUUAGUUUCCAGAUCAACGUUGAGACGCCAGAAAAAAGACAGCACAAAGGAUGGCAAUGGGAUGGUUGAAGUCUCAGCCAGUAGGCUUAAAAUUGAAGAUCUGAUAUUCAUCAGGGUGCUGGGAAAGGGCAGUUUUGGAAAGGUAAUGCUGGCUAAAACAAAAGAGACAGGAUAUCUGUAUGCCAUCAAAGUGCUGAAGAAAGAUGUCAUUCUUCAAGAUGACGAUGUGGAGUGUACCCUAACAGAGAAGCGGAUCCUGACUUUGGCAAGAAAUCAUCCUUUCCUCACUCAGCUUUUCUGCUGUUUUCAGACCGCUGAUCGCCUCUUCUUUGUUAUGGAGUUUGUGAAUGGAGGCGAUUUGAUGUUCCACAUCCAGAAAUCCCGUCGCUUUGAUGAAGUCCGAGCCCGGUUCUAUGCUGCAGAAAUCAUUUCAGCUCUCAUGUUCCUUCACGAGAGAGGCAUCAUUUACAGAGAUCUGAAACUGGAUAAUGUGCUGCUGGAUCAUGAGGGCCACUGCAAGCUGGCAGAUUUUGGAAUGUGCAAAGAAGGAAUCCAUGAUGGGAUCACCACCGCAACAUUCUGUGGAACCCCUGACUAUAUUGCUCCAGAGAUUUUGCAGGAGAUGCUUUAUGGUCCCGAGGUUGACUGGUGGGCGAUGGGGGUACUCCUGUAUGAGAUGCUUUGUGGCCAUGCUCCAUUUGAAGCGGAAAAUGAGGAUGACCUAUUUGAAGCUAUCCUCAAUGAUGAAAUUGCCUACCCAACAUGGCUUCAGGAAGAUGCAGUGACAAUCUUGAAAGCUGUAUGUAUAUCCUAAUUUUUAUUUUUGUUUGUAGUAGUUUCCUCUAUUUAAUGUGCUUUGUAAGACAGGCAUGAAAACACUGAAGCCAGAUUAGAUUUUAACUCAAUGCACACAUACAAGAGAAAAACCAAUGUGGUAUAAAUGCAAAAAUAAAAUCUUUUAAAACCCUAGAAAAGAGACAUAUCUUAGCUGGAUGGGGAGUAAAAAUAAUGGUAAAAUCUCCAACUUGGCCUUAA